Messenger RNA from Rhipicephalus sanguineus (brown dog tick), 2052 nucleotides. RefSeq lists its product as uncharacterized. The coding region runs from base 1 to 2052 and encodes 683 amino acids. The transcript is spliced from 4 exons. NCBI's taxonomy places the organism in Eukaryota, Metazoa, Arthropoda, Arachnida, Ixodida, Ixodidae. The record is from RefSeq and is a predicted model, not a curated record.
AUGACGAAGUUGCACCUCAGCAGCUCCGCCCUUACGAGCCAGAGCACCAGAGAACAUCCGCGCAAGAGCGCAGAGCCUUCUGGUGGUCUUGGUCUUGGCAAGAGCCUCCGGAAUGUGCAUAUUGAUGAGGAAGGCCGGCACAGUUUGGGUAGUGACCAUAAUCGCCUCAGGCUGCAGUUUGAAGCAUCUCCUUGGCGUCAAAAGGUGAAGAAACACGAGCCUGCUACGCGGUUUCUCCCCGACGCGGCCUACGAGGAAGUGGCCAACGAAUUUGAACUAUGCCCCGGCCGCGAACAAGCAGAUACCUAUGAGCAGUACAUUGCCCAGCUCCGCCAGAUCAUGCGGAAACACGAGAAGAUUGUCAAGGCACGUCGAGGGUUUAGCAGAAAGAGUUGGUGGGAUGGGGAGGUCCAAGCAGCAAUAAAAGCCCGCCGAACCGCCAACCGAUGUCACCGCCAGUGUGUAAAGAGGCCCCACAGCGAGGAUGUCCAGGCGACAUGGCAGGAAUAUCUGCGGCGAAAACGGGAGAUGCAGGCUAUCACACAACGGAAGAUAGCAGAAGCCAAUCACAAGACGCUCCACGCAAUCAAGUCUGCAGGCAGAGGAGCAGCGGCCAAAUUCUGGACAUAUGUCUCUCGGCUCGAUAGCAAAGCAACACAACCGGAAAUUCGCACAGAAUCAACGGGGGACAAGACCACAGAUCUCCACCGAGCCUUAACCGACCAUCUUCACCAACUGUACGCGCAGCCACACCCCAGUACACAUACUGAACUCCCCUGCCCAGAUGUCUCAGAACUGACUGGCACAGGCCACCAGAAGUGGACAGUGGCAAGGAGCGCCAUUGACAGGGCUAUCUCCAAGAUAGGUGCCCGCACUGCUCGGGGCUUCGACGGCAUUCCUGCAGGGCUGGUGAAACGCCUCGGUGCUGGUGCACGGGCCCAGCUGGCCGAUUUCUUCAGCGAAAUCCUAGCUGGUGGCCCUAUACCAAGUGACUGGCUACGUGGCAAAGUAAUCCUGCUCCCGAAAAGGGGGGGAGACCCCGGCCUCCUACGAGACUACAGGCCACUCACAAUCACAAGUGUUGUGUACCGUGUGUUCGCACAAGUUCUCAAGGUCUGGAUGACUACGUGGGCCGAAGAGGGUGGUCACCUCACGGAGUUACAGAACGGUUUUCGACGAGACCGACGGCUGGAGGACAACCUUUUUGUCCUGACCCAAUGUAUAGAGGUUGCACGAAAGGAGGAACGGGGGCUGAUUGGCUGCUUCCUAGAUGUGUCAAAGGCCUAUGACAGUGUACCACACGAGCUAUUACUACAGCAUCUAGAGGCACUUGGGAUGCCGCCCACAUGGACUGGAUUGCUCGGACGCCUGUAUAGAGAUAGCUCUGUUGUGGCCACCCUAAACGGAGUUUACUCAAAGCGCAAAAUACUAGCCUCUGGGGUGGGCUUUGUGGUGGAGCGCAUAAGCGAUGGGCUCAAAGAACAGCAAACCCUGCCGGGACUCGUAUUCGCUGACGACAUUGUGCUGCUGGCGGGAAACAGUGGCGACCUGCAGACCCUCGUUACCAGCUGUGCCGAAGCCAUGGCGCCACUGGGACUGCAGUUCAACACGAAGAAAUCGGCGGCGGUCAACUUCUCUGGCCCGGGCUUCCUGACCCGGGAGUGGCUUGAACGCAGUCAGCGCGCCGUGGGACGACUGGCUCUGGGGUGCCACGGCAACGUUGCCAACGAGGCAGUCCAGGGUGAUUUGGGUUGGUCCUGUUUCGAAGCGCGGGAAGCUCGGAGCAAGCUGUCCUACGAAGGCAGGUUGCGCCUGAUGCAGCCACAUCGCUGGGCACGGCGAAUAUUUGAUUAUGUUCACCGCAACGGCAUCCGCACCAGAUGGUCGAAAAGACAGCAGCACCUAAGCAGGAAAUACGGCUUCUAUGCGAGCCCUGUGCAGGAGGAAACCGAGCGUAAAUGGUCCAAAGCAGUGAAGACCCAAGUGCGAAUGACGGAGGCUGGACACUUGGCGGCGAGACAUGGAGGAGAAGAGUACACUGAGGAUCUAUAG